AUGCCCCAGGGAAAUAAAUAUCUGGGACUAGGACCGGGGAAAAUAGUAAGAGGGACGUCACUUGGCAAUUUUCAGCACACAUCAUCAGUGUUUAUAAAAACGGACCCGUGAGUCAGGUGGAAGCUUCAGUUUCAGUUGCUCGAGAGACGUCUUCACCUCACCCUUGGUCAGCUCUUGAUUGUUUUUGAUCUUGAAAUAGUCUUGGACGACAUCGUCCGGAACUCCAAUCAGGAAUGACGGCAAUAUCUCGUCACUUGUCCUGGGCGUUGAUGUCUCGUAGACGUCCUCACCGCUACCUUCCCCCAUACCCCCACUAAUCAAGUGUACGAGCACGCUUAGGGGAAUUUCAGGCUUCAGAGUCGGUUGUAGGGGAAUUUCAGGUUUUAGAGUUGGUUGAAUAACAACGGGGCCCGGAGUAGGAACACCCUCAAUGACAAUGGGAUUCAAAGUAGGAACACUUUCAUGACCCGGGUAGAUAUCCCAUGUUCCUUCUGGAGUAACAGGAUAGGUAAUAGCCUCAUCGACAGGGGGAUAGAUCGCUUGAUGAAUGAGUAUCGAUGGAAUGGGUGGACUGCCACUUUCUAUCUGGAAGAACUCUCCUCAAUUUCGUGA
Haemonchus placei is the source of this 612-nucleotide messenger RNA. NCBI's taxonomy places the organism in Eukaryota, Metazoa, Nematoda, Chromadorea, Rhabditida, Trichostrongylidae. The record is from the annotation of a GenBank genome assembly.